Messenger RNA from Triticum dicoccoides, 1112 nucleotides. RefSeq lists its product as uncharacterized. The record is from RefSeq and is a predicted model, not a curated record. Bases 187 to 723 code for a protein of 178 amino acids. Lineage: Eukaryota; Viridiplantae; Streptophyta; Magnoliopsida; Poales; Poaceae. The transcript is spliced from 4 exons. Gene Ontology annotation, biological process: regulation of circadian rhythm; response to cold.
CUCGCGCGUGACACUGUGGCGGAUAUUUACCGCCCCUCCCCAAGGCCACGUGGAAAAGCGGCGCCACCAAGGAAAUAAAAGAGAAACCUCCGUCGGCCGGCCGAGGCAUUCGAGAUCUUUUCUGUUUUCUCAUCUCUCUCUCUCUCUCGCUCUGGCUGGUCGUGCGGUGCUGGGAAGGAGACGACGAUGGAGGAGGAGGAGGGGCGGGCCGGCCUGCGGGAGCUCGCGCGCUUCCCGGACGUGAUGGUGGUGUGCUCUUCGGCCGGAUGGACGGACCAGAAGCACAUGCUCUACCUAGGCUUGUUGCAGGAGUCGUUCGUGAACCGGUUACACGACGGUGAAAUCAGCUUCAGGGGCCUCUUCGAUCUCUCCCCAGGACCAGGAGCUUCAGGGCCCAAGCAACCGUCCAAGGUUGACAGAGCAAAGGUUGAGCCGGCCAGAACGCCUUGCUGUGGAAAUCAGGGAGAUGGGGAAGUCCAUUCCAUGGAUGAUGAUGAUGAUGAUGAUGCAUCGUCCACUGAGACCGUGCAAGAGUCCUGCUCCCAAGCAAGCGCGACGAGCUCUGGACCAUCUUCCCCGUGCCAUUCUGCCAAGCGCGGGCGCUCCCCUUCUAGCACUGCAGAGGGGUCGGAUCAGAACUUCAUCGACGAGGAUACGAUCACGAGAGAAACUGGCGAAUCAAGAGGACGACGGCGCAGCAUCAAGCGACUCAAAGUCUGCUGACAUGAUCAAGCAGUUCACAUCCAGGAAUGCACGAGAGAAGGGUACUGAUGUAAUGUGAUCACGGUCGUCUUUGUGCAAGGUCAUGGAGCAAAAGGAAAAUUCACACACUGUUUGUUUAGGUUGUUCUUUUUGGUCAAUCGAAUCGACUGGUGUUGCCUACUCACCCGGUGAAAUCACCUAGAGUUCUAGAAUAGAGAUCGAGACUCGAGUAACACGUAUGAAGCCCAAGCUUGUUGUUAAGUUUAGUAGAUUUGUGUAGUGCAAGUUUGAACAAAGAUAGUUUUACAGACAAUAGCUUUUUCGACACCGAAUUUUGUUGAGACUUUGAUGGAACACACGUGAACAGAGAUAUAGAUAGACAUGAGACGUAAGGUGCGGCUCUUUCUCUA